UUGGCGAAAAUACAUGAAUUGAUUAAAUGGUGUCUGAGGAGUAUUAAAAGGAGCCACCAACAGACGGUUUCAGAUCAGUUUUCCUCUUCGAAGCCAGGAUGAAUCAACUUCUGCUUAUAUUUUGCUUCACGUUUUCGGUUGUAAUUACACAAAAACCAGAACACACUAUAAAUGAUGAUGAAGCAGUGGACAAAAUUCUUCACUUGAACACCCCGGGUCAGGUCAUUGAAAGACUUACAGAAAAAACGGAACUUGGCGACAAAUUUGACAUCAGGUUUGAACUGGCGGCCACGUUCGGGACACUCCAAUUCGAAUCUUUGAAGACGAUCGAUGACAAUUUAAAAAUAAUGGUUGCUGGUGCUAUAAGUGAAAUGGAUAAGCUGAAUAAAACAAGUUGGGAAGGUCUUUUGGAUUCUUUGGACAGAAUACCAUAUUUGGAAAUGGUUGGUGAAAGAAGAAACUUUUCUGAAAGCGUAAUGUCGAAAACAACAACCACAAUACUGGAUUUUUCUAGCGGUGCAAUCGACCAUAAGCUGAUUUACGCCGCCGAAAAAUGGUUAGACGGGAUUAUAGGAAAAAACCUCAUGUUAAGUGAGCUUAACAUAAAUAUUACCGAUUUAGCUUAUUUCCUCGGAAAAGGGGAACAAAUUACGAUCAAAAACGCACUUUUGGGUAGUGACAUUAAAAGGAAAGAUAUGAUGGAUUUGGCAAUUUUACGAUUCCCUGAUGUCAUGAAUCCAUACCUCAGCGUGUUUAUGCUCCGUUUUGACUUUUUAAGAGACUCACUACGCCUUUUCGUCAUAGAAAGUGUCGUCGCCGCGAUCCGUGGCCGCUUCAACUACGCUAAAUACGUACCCAAUGAAGAGUACUUAAAACAGUUGCGGGAAGACACCAGACAAACUCUGGUGAAAGAUGUCAAUACAUUGUUUGGUAUGUAAUGCCUCAGUGAUAUUGUAAUAUAAAAAUUCUUUUGCUUUUCUUAUGAACACAAUGUACUGAAGUUGGAAUCUCUGAUGGUGUAGUGUAAGAUGAUGAUAAUGAUGAUGAUGAUGAUGAUGAUGAUGAUGAUGACGACCACGAUGAAAAUGACGGUGGAGAUAAUCAUAACAAGGAUAUAUUUGCCUCGAUUUCCUUUUAGCGUUUUUUUUUUCUAGAUUUCACCCUAUCCUGAAAAAGGACAGUAAUUCGAAACGUCAUUUAAAUAAACGCUCUCCAUUUCUCGGAGAAAAUAAUUUCGAUU
This is a messenger RNA of Octopus sinensis (East Asian common octopus), 1240 nucleotides long. RefSeq lists its product as uncharacterized. The transcript has 5 exons. The record is from RefSeq and is a predicted model, not a curated record. NCBI's taxonomy places the organism in Eukaryota, Metazoa, Mollusca, Cephalopoda, Octopoda, Octopodidae. The coding region runs from base 99 to 938 and encodes 279 amino acids.